Chironomus riparius is the source of this 4695-nucleotide messenger RNA. NCBI's taxonomy places the organism in Eukaryota, Metazoa, Arthropoda, Insecta, Diptera, Chironomidae. The record is from the annotation of a GenBank genome assembly.
AAAAGUUCAAGUUUCAUUGUUUGAAAAAAAAAAAAUUGGAGCAUCAACAAAAGAAAAAAAAUAUUAAUUGAAUUAAAUAUAACUUACGAAAGUAUCAAGCUGGAUUUAAAAGAUUCUCCAUAAUGGAUCAGCAAGUGUUUCAAAGUGGAUUUGGUGCAAUCAGAUUAGUUCAUCAGACUGUAGACGAUCAACAACAGAAUUUUAUAAUGGCAGACGACAAUAAUCAGCAACAUAUCGUUUAUUCGCCAGUUAAAACUAAUGAAAUGCCUCAAAUGCAGCAACAACAACAACAUCCAGCUCAAUUUAUAUCACAGGAUGAUUCAAUGGGAAAUCAAUAUUUAAUUCAACAAACAUCCAGUCCACAACAAGUUUUUUACACGAAUCUUUCGCCAGCGAACCAAAAUACUAAUCGAAUUGUCCAGCAAGUCAUCAAUCCAAAUCUCAUGCAGCAGCAAAAUCAGCCUAAGCAACUUGUUCUGCAGACACCACAAAAAGUCGUCGUUCAACGAGCUCCGGAAAUGAAUCCGAAUUUAACUCAAUUGGUAGAUCAACAAAAUCAGCAAACUAUGCAGUACAAUUUUCAACAAAAUCAAGUAGAUCAGAAUCAUCAGAUAAUUAUCCAUCAACAAGGAAAUCAGAUGAAACAGACUAUUUAUCCCCAACAAAGUGGACAAUUAAUUAGUCCACAACCACAAUAUAUACAAUUACAGCCGAUUCAAACGCAAAAUGCAAUUGUACAGCAAGGAACAAAGAUUAUAAUGCAAAAUAAUAGUCCUUUAAGGUAUAGCAUUGUACAACAAAAACCUCCUCAACAAAUGCAACAAAUUCAAAAUCAACAAGGACAAAUUAUGCAAAUCCAGCAAGCUCAAAAUGAUCAGUCGCCAAAGUUUCGUCCACGAGUCUCUUUCCCUCAAAUGCGUAUUACUAGAACGAUUAAUUCACCACAAAUGCAAGUUCAGGCACAGCAACAGCAACAAACUCCACGACCAAGAGCUCAAUCGAGAAUGGCUACACCUAGACUUAUUCGUCCUGUUGCACAAAGUCCUUUACAGCAACAAAAUACUCCUCAAAAUAGUCCUCAACCUGCAAGAUUAAUACAAACGAAUCGAAUGGCACAGAAUAUAAAUAAUAAUGGUCAGCAACAGCAGUUUAUUUUAGUGCAACAAGAAGGACAGCAUUUUCUCGUCAGUCAGCCAAUGAACUCGGGUCAAAAUCAAGCUCAAAUCACUGAAUCUCCCAAUCAACUUGUGAGAACAAUUAUUAAUAAUAGGAAAAUAGAGACUUCGCCACAUCAACAGAAUAAUCAGACGAAUGUUAAUGCAAAUCAGAACUUCCAAAUGCAAAAUAAUGAAAGUCAGGAACAAAAUUCAAGUCAGACAGAACAAGUGGCACCAACUACAUCUACAUUGAUUAGAAAAGAAGGCGAAGAAGGCGAUUGUGAUGAUUUAGAAGAUUCAAUUACUGCCACAGCUAUAUCAAAAGGAACUCGUCCAGAACAGCCUGUUAAUCAAAUGAAUAAUUCCAUGGCAAAUGAAAACUUUAGACGACAAUCAGUUCCUCAACAACAAACACCACAAAGAGUUGGAAUUGUUCGUCCAAUGAUGACUAAUCAAGGUAUGGCAUUAAAUCGUCUUCCAGUCCAAAGAAGUCCAUCAUUACAAAUAAUACGCCAAAGAACUCCACCACGACCACAAUUUCAGCAACAGCAUGGAAUAAGGCAUGAAUUAGGCAUUAAUGAACGUGAAAGUGCUAAAAUGUUGGUCAUUUUGGACAAUGGUGAGCAAAGAUUAAUAACAUUUACGUUGCCACGUGAGACAUGUACCGUACAAGAGCUUUUGGAUCAAGUGGGAAUUCAGAUAGGAGCUGAUAGUAAUAUUGAGUGUAUUGAAAAUCCAGGUUCUGAGAUUGAUUAUAUCGUUAAAGUUGGAAAUUUUGGUUCGCGUGAUACGACAGAAAUGACAAAAGCUGCUGAAAAUCAUAUUAGGCAACAAGCUGCACAACAAAAAAUGACUGCAUCACAACAAAAAACAGUCCAGCAACAACAAAUCAAUGAAACACCAAAAAGUCCAGAACCAACAACCAAAUUACCUCCGCCGAAAUAUGUGGAUGGAUUUUAUGCUGUAUGCAGUGCGUGUGGAUUUUCUGGAUCUGAUCAUGCUAAAUGUGAGCGAUGUCAUCGAAUUUUCACAGACGACGUUAAAACUGUUCGAAUGCCAUCACAAUUGGCACCAAAUACAAAAAUAUCACUCAUUCCUGGACCGCCACAACAAAAAUUAAACAUAAUUAAAGCAAAUCAGGAUCGAAAAGAUCAGAUGGAAGCAAUUCAGAAGAAGCAUCAAUUAGCUGAAGCUCAUAGGAAGCAAAUGGGUGGUCGUGGACGAGGAGGUAUUCAUAAUCUUGGAAAUCCUGGUUUAAUUGCAGUAAGAGGACGUGGACGUGCUCCAAGAAAGCCAAUACAUCAUGAAAUUGUGACUUUAAGUAGUGACGAUGAAACCGAUUCGGACGGAACUAAAUCACACAGUUCUGGUGAUAAAAAAGGAGAAGAUUUACCCAAAAAGGUAUUUGAACCAGUAAUUGAAGAGGAUGUCAUUCCAAAUGAUUUUAUACGACUGGAUGUGACGGAAUUUCAAGAAGGCGAGGAUAAAUUGGAAACUUCAUUGACAUGCAGGACAAUCAGAAUUGGAUCUUACAAAUUCGAAACAAAAGACCCGGUGGCAAUCACAUCAAAAGGAAUCAAAAUAGUUGCACCGACUGUGAAAGAUGUAAAUGACAUUACAGUGCUUAACAUCCAGAACUCUGAGAUUGUCAAACUUGUAAUCCACUUCAGCAAGCAAUUGUCAAUAAUUAUCGUCUAUACGAAGCCAUCUUGCGGUCGAUUCAUUGUUGAACAAUUACAAAUGACUCAAGUUAAUGAUAAAUCUCCUUACUAUGCGCCAUUGUCGAGAAACGAGACACAAAAGAAAAUCAUAUUCCUCACAGAAAAUGUGUCUGAAGAUACUAAGAAUGCGCUUAAAGCUAUAUUUAAGGAAGGUAGAAUGGAAGAGAUCAACAAUAGGGAUGCAAAUGAAAUGCUCGUUCGGUCUACUGGCAUUCCUUUAACUGUGACAAGUCAAAAUCCAAUUGCUGAAUCCAACUCAAACAACAGUACACAAGAUGUAGGAGAAUUGCAGAAAAUACUAACGUAUCCGCGAGGUCGUGGAGGAAUUACGAUAACAGUCUAUGACUAUUUGUGUCUUGGAAGUGAUAAUUAUUUGAAUGAUGUGAUCAUCGAUUUUUAUUUAAAAUAUACACAUACGGAGUUACUCACGAAAGAACAGCAGCACAAGACUCACAUAUUCAGUACAUUCUUCUACAAAAGGCUCACUACCAUGACAAAAGAUCAGAGGACAUUGACAGCUGCACAAAAACGUCAUCAGCGAGUUCAAUCGUGGACGAAAAAUGUUAAUUUAUUCGAAAAAGAUUUCAUUAUAAUUCCAAUUAAUGAACAAUCACAUUGGUUCCUAGCCAUCAUUUGUUUUCCUAAUUUAACAGAGCCUCAUACCAUGGAUACUAAUCAGCCCAUAAAGCUCACAUUUAAUCAGAAGAAGCCUAAAAAGAAACUGCCUGUUCAAAUUGGAAGUACCACAAUAACUCCUUUAAGUAAAAAGGAUGAUUCUAUAGAAGUUCAUGAUGAUCAGGCGAGUGAACGUGAUGAAGCAGAAGGUGAUGAUAGUGAGUUAGGAAGUAAUGUAGAUAGCGAGGAAGAGGAAGUAAUCGAUAAAGGACAACCAGUGAAAGUACCGUGCAUAUUAAUCUUCGAUUCCCUUGGUGGAACUUCACGAGCGCGAGUUGUGGCAACGUUGAGAGAUUACUUGACAUGUGAAUAUAAGGCCAAAUAUCCAAAUUCACCACCAAGAACGUACACAAAACCGAAUAUGUUAGGAUGUCUAGUAAAAGUUCCACAGCAACAAAACUUUACAGAUUGUGGACUUUUCCUUUUACAGUAUGUUGAACAAUUCUUUAAAGAUCCAUUAAAGGACUUUAGAAUUCCAAUUAAGACGCUGUCAAAAUGGUUCCAUCAAGAUCUUGUAACAAGAAAGCGCGAGGAUGUUGCCAAUUUAAUUAAGACGUUAAUGAAACGUGAUGGAUUUGCUGAAGUAGAUAUUCCUAAUAUUGAGUUUCCAACAAAAGACGGGAAAAUUUUGGAAGCGCCUGAAAGUCAAUCAGAGAAUAAUACAACAAUGGAAGAGGCAUUUGAAGAUCCUGAUUAUACGCCUGAUGGUGAGGAGGAUCCAAAAGAUAAUAAUAGUGGUCAAGAAGAAGUGACUAAAAAGGUCUAUCUGCCAUCAAAAAAACGAAUCCUUGACAAAACAGAUAGUAACGGUGAAAGCUCAGCGGCAAAAAAUCCGAAAAUAAACAAAAAUAAAGUCUAAUUUACUUUUAAACAACUGAAUAAUUGUUUAAAAAAAUGUACACAAUCGUUUCCCUUAUUCUCUAACUCUAUGGCAUGUAUGAAAUAAUUUUUGUGUAACAUCCAGAAUUUACAUGUGAACUUUUGAAGAAAUAUCUAUACAUGAAGUAAUUUUCCGCUGAUUUUGAGCACAUACAUGAAAUAAUAAUGAAGUCUAUACAUGAAAAGGAAGGAAAAGUUAAUUUUAAAGUUAUCAAGUGAUGAAUAAUAUUCUUAAUGGAUUUAACUAUUAAUCAUGAUUAUCU